UCGAAAUGACGGGUGACAAACCGGGGGCUAAAUCUUCAUUUUGUUCUUCUGUUGAUUCUUUACACAAAUUACAGAAACAUAGAUGGGAAGCAGCGAUGUGGAGGCAGGGUUCGCGAAGCUACAGGGAGAGGAUUUCGAGUACUAUAUGCAGACUUAUUCAAUAGUUUUAGGGCGCAAUUCCAAGAAAUCUUCGGUGGAUGUUGAUCUCUCCUCCCUCGGCGGUGGCAUGAACAUCAGCCGCCACCACGCGCGCAUCUUUUACGACUUCCAGCGGCGGCGCUUUGCUCUCGAGGUGCUUGGAAAGAACGGCUGUUUCGUCGAGGGCGUGCUUCAUCUUCCUGGGAACCCCCCUGUGAAGCUCGAUUCGCAGGACCUACUGCAAAUUGGGGAUAAGGAGUUUUAUUUUUUAUUGCCGGUGAGGAGUAUCUUGGGAGGGCAUAUUGGGCCGAGGCAUCAUGUAAAUAACUAUCAGAUGGGUUCUGGACUUCAAUAUCCCGGUCAGAAUCAGCAGCAUUCGCGGUUACCGCCGCCCUCGGGGCCUGGAGGGGUGGAAUAUGGUAAGAAGGGGAGAGGGAGGGAGUAUUAUGAGGAGGAAUAUAAUGAGGAGGGCGGUGGUGGCGAGGAUGAUGGUUUCAUGGGGGUUAAGAGGAUGAGGAGAGUGGAUGGUGUUGAUGGUUCCGCUGGUGGUUAUGGAUAUGGUUUGGGCGGGUCAGGUUCCAGUGGCAAGGCAGGGCUCUCAGGGCAAUUGGGUUGUGGAUUGAUCUUCAGAGUUCCUAUAUUUACAUUGGACCAAUGGAUGUUUUCCUUGCACUGAACAGUCUGUUGGUAACGGGGAGUUUUGCAGAUCACUUGGAGAAUAGUAUUUUACUAGAGUUUGUGUAUGGAAUGCAUCGUGCUUCAUGUACAUUGUUGUUUUAAGCAAGACCUUGUAGAACUUGCCUUAAUUCGGAUUGAAGGCUUAAAGAGUGUGUUCAUAUGAAUCAUUGGAUUUUUCAUCUCUUUACUCAUCUCAGUAUCCUUUUCUACUUAUGCUGAAGAGAUAAAGUCACUUAACUUGCAGAUGACAGAUAGUGGAUAUAUAGACCGUAUGGAUUUCCAACCGGAUGAUGAAAAGUGAAGGCAGCGAGAAUAUUCAUGUAGGAAGUGGAGUUGAAAGUAGCAAUACUAUUUGUAUUAUUUUAGACUUUUAGUGCAUAAUUAUUAGCACUAGCAGCUUUUUUUUCCCCUUUUCCUAAGUCCUCCAAAAUGUUCUCUGGCUCUGCUCUUUGCAUUAUAAUUUGAAUAUUCUAUUCAAAGCAUAUUUAUCAAAGUGGAUGUAACUUCUAGAUGGCAUCUUUUUGUGGCUUCACAACUGAAAAAUGUUGCUAACCUGAAAUAUAGUCUUCAAUAUUCCUUCCACGGAUUAGUGUCUUUCUCUCUGACACUGAUGCAUAGAAACCCUGAAAAAUGCCAAAUACAAUUUAUUCUCCAGUGCUCAGCCUGCUUAUGCCGUUUGGGCAGCUCUUUUGUGCCUUCUCUUUGCUCUGGACAGGGGAAAGUGAUGUAUAAAAAAGGGCUGGCCCAUCAAAAAUCUGGUUCCUU
Molecule: messenger RNA, 1581 nt
Organism: Olea europaea var. sylvestris
Lineage: Eukaryota; Viridiplantae; Streptophyta; Magnoliopsida; Lamiales; Oleaceae
Product: transcriptional activator FHA1-like
Exons: 2
Coding region: 83-814 (243 amino acids)
Biological process (GO): regulation of ribosomal protein gene transcription by RNA polymerase II
Cellular component (GO): nucleus
Molecular function (GO): protein binding; sequence-specific DNA binding
Source: RefSeq, a predicted model, not a curated record